AUGCCUUUCAUUGGUAGCAAAGCACUGGCUAAAUUCCUAAGUAGUAAUCUCGGCCAAACUUCGGAGCAAAGACGAAAUAUUGAAAAAAACGUCAGUUUUUCUAAUACAGUAAAAUUACUUUUUGGCAGCAAGAUUGAAAUUGAGGGGAUAGGUUUAGAUGUGGGUCUAGUAGAGGCGCCGAAGGACUUGGCGCACGACAAAAAAUUGUUGAUGGUUCAGUUCUGGGAUACCCCGACCAAAAUUAUACCCAAGGAAAAACCUUUUGAAAAUUACUUUUUGAUAUUGCCUGAGGACGGCGAGGAAGCGACUGUUUUAACCAUGACCCCAGGAGUAAAAAGAGCAAAAAUUGGUGCUUUUCUGAGUCGUCUCCCUUACUCAGUUGGGUUUUUUGUUGAUGGCGAUGACCUCAUUGAUUUCUUGGCUGAAGAAUUGAAAGAAAAAAAACUUUUUAGCAUUCCCAAAAUUAGACGUGAUGAAGAUGUCAAAGUUACGCUUUUUACUCCGGGUACGAACCGCGAAACAAUGAUUUUAGCCAAACAAGGAUAUGAAAGAAAUAAUAAUUUUGGAAAUCAACAAGGGUCACCAAAGUCAAUUAAUCCAAAACUUCUUAAAGA
This is a messenger RNA of Racocetra persica, 614 nucleotides long. The record is from the annotation of a GenBank genome assembly. NCBI's taxonomy places the organism in Eukaryota, Fungi, Glomeromycota, Glomeromycetes, Diversisporales, Gigasporaceae.